This is a messenger RNA of Stereum hirsutum FP-91666 SS1, 1479 nucleotides long. RefSeq names its product DnaJ domain-containing protein. Gene Ontology annotation, cellular component: cytosol. Gene Ontology annotation, biological process: protein import into peroxisome matrix. The transcript is spliced from 13 exons. Lineage: Eukaryota; Fungi; Basidiomycota; Agaricomycetes; Russulales; Stereaceae. Bases 1 to 1479 code for a protein of 492 amino acids. The record is from RefSeq and is a predicted model, not a curated record.
AUGGCGCCUGUCGAAACUGAGUACUACGAUGUGCUGGGCGUGCCUACAGAUGUCAACGACACCGACCUGAAGAAAGCAUAUCGUAAAGCUGCUAUGAAGUAUCACCCGGACAAAAACUCUUCACCAGAUGCAGAGGAGAAGUUCAAGGAGAUGAGCAAGGCGUACCAAGUCCUGUCGGACCCUAAUCUGCGAGCCGUCUAUGACAAGAAUGGCAAAAAGAUGACGGAGUCUGAAGGUGGCGUUGGCGUCGAUGACGCGGCAGGCUUCUUCGCGAAUGUAUUUGGAGGAGAACGGUUUAUGGACUACAUUGGCGAAAUCACCCUCAUGAAGGAUAUGACUUCGAUGGCCACAACUAUGAUGUCGGAAGAGGAGAAGGCUGAGAUGGAGAAAGAAAUGAAUGGUGGCGCCACGACCCCUCCCGCAGCUUCGGCCUCAUCUCCCACAACCCCACCUCGUCCUGCUCAUACACCCCGUGCACCUUCAAAGGCCGAUCUAUCUGGCGAAACUCUCCAGCCUGAUCCUUCGACCGCUCCCGCUGCUGCCAAACCGCCACCAGAGGCACCUCCACGUUCGUCGACCUCCAUGGUAACGUCACCUGCAGGUACACCGAUCAAUUCUGACGCAGAAAAGAGGCGCGCAGCGAAGAAGAAGUCUAAGUUGACUCCGGAACAGAGGAAACAGAUGGAGGAGCUAGAGGCGGAGAGGAAGAAAGCUAUGGCGCAGAGAGUCAAGAUGUUGACAGAUAAGUUGAUUGAGCGACUGAGACCGCUUGUAGAGGCCAAGCAUCCUGGUGACAAGGACGACGAGGAGACGAGACUGUUCGAACAGAGGAUAAAGACGGAGGCCGAUGAUUUGAAGCUAGAGAGCUUCGGACUACUGAAUGCGAUCGGCACGGUCUACAUGUCGAAAGCUACGUCUUUCCUUAAGUCGCGGAAAUUCCUUGGAAUCCCAGGGUUCUGGUCUCGGCUCAAGGAGAAGGGGACGAUGGCGAAGGAUGCAUGGGGAGUUAUCGGCAGCGCUUUGAGCGUGCAGCAGGUUAUGCAGGAUAUGGAUCGUAUGCUUGCUAAGGGCGAGAUACCUGAGGAAGAGAUGAAGGCACUCGAGAUGGACGUGACCGGGAAGAUCAUGCUUGCGUCAUGGCGAGGGACACGAUUCGAGGUAGUCCAAGUGUUACGAGAGGUGGCGGACAACGUAUUAAAGGACCAUUCGGUAUCCGAUCAAGUCCUCUACAAUCGGGCAAAGGGUCUCCUCAUCAUUGGAAUGAUCUUCAAGAACACUGUACCGGACGAAUCCGACGAGGAGCGACGCGAACUGGAACGGAUGGUAGCAGAAGCUGCUGCUGGGAAGUCGAGGCGUAACAAAGAUCCUCGUUCACACCACGGCGUGAAACCCGCGAAAGCAGAAGACACUAGUACCCCGACUAGCGAGUAUCCACCAGAGAAGGCUACGUUCACGCCUGAGAAAGGUCCGGCGCCCUGA